CAAAGAAGUGCAGCACAACUAAUAACUGUUCCUCUGGGUUUUGACCAUCUUCCCUCACUCUGAACGUGUGUCAACAACAACAGCGACAACAACAUCACUUGCAUGAUUAUUGAUGACAUCGCAGAUUCCCUCACGUAUCCAAGUGCCUCUCGACUGUUGAAAGAUCAACGCAUAGGCGCACUCUUCAGAAGUCUACCUCAAGUUUUUCCUGGUUUGGUAACUUGGGCUCUUUUCUUCGGGAGGCGGGAGUGUUUUUUUUUUUUAUCUCCCUGGACGCUGGUUCUUGUCUAGUCCAGUGGCUACCCUAUCAAGGCUAACCUUCCACGAAUUGGAAUACAGGGCAUUUUUACUCAUAAUUUCUCCCAGUGGUCAAGCUCCAUCGUCGGCAGCUCCCGGUUCUCCUCUCUGGCGGGAGGUUAGUUGAAGGCGUAGGGUUGUGGAGGUAUGACUGCGUUGGCAGGGGCAAUACCAAGGAUGAUGCGCCCCAUGCUGGCUCAGAACUACCCACACAGUGGCUUCCCACUGGAAGUCUCAACCCCGUUAGGCCAAGGCAGAAUGAACCAGCUCGGGGGAGUUUUCAUAAAUGGCAGACCUUUGCCCAACCAUAUCCGCCAUAAGAUCGUCGAAAUGGCCCACCAUGGCAUCAGGCCAUGCGUAAUCUCCCGUCAGCUUCGCGUCUCUCACGGUUGCGUUUCCAAAAUCCUCUGCCGGUACCAGGAGACCGGCUCCAUCCGACCCGGGGCCAUCGGAGGAAGCAAACCCAAGCAGGGGACGACACCUGAUGUUGAGAAGAGAAUAGAGGAGUACAAGCGGGACAACCCGGGUAUGUUUAGCUGGGAGAUUCGGGAUAAAUUACUGAUGGAUGGGAUAUGUGACCGGAACACCGUUCCAUCAGUGAGCUCUAUCAGUCGCAUCAUGAGGAGUAAAUUCGGAGGGAAGGGAGAUGACGAUGAUGAUGAAGAUGAAAUCGAGAAAAAGGAAUUAGAAGAACACGAACGGCGGGCCAAACACAGCAUCGAGGGCAUCUUAGGAGACCGAUCGAGCCACUCAGAUGAGGGGUCGGACGUGGAGUCUGAACCGGACCUGCCUCUGAAGAGGAAGCAGCGCCGCAGUAGAACCACCUUCACGGCCGAACAGCUGGAUGAGCUGGAGAGAGCCUUCGAACGAACACACUACCCUGACAUCUACACCAGGGAAGAGCUGGCUCAGAGGGCCAAACUCACGGAGGCCAGAGUACAGGUGUGGUUCAGUAACAGAAGAGCCCGCUGGAGGAAGCAGGCUGGAGCUAGUCAGCUCAUGGCCUUCAAUCACCUGAUCCCUGGGGGUUUCCCGCCCUCUGCCAUGUCCAGUCUCUCACCUUAUCAGUUGUCUGACAGCCCGUAUCCCCCUACAUCCAUAUCACAAGCGGUGUCGGAGCAGGCCAGCACCCUGCAUCGGCCCCAGCCCCUGCCCCCCUCCUCAGGCCAUCACCAGAGCUCAGGUGGGGGAGGGCAGGAUGUGGGGUCGGCCUACUGCCUGGCCUCUGGACGCCACGGCUUCUCAGGCUACUCUGACAACUUUGUCACGUCAGGAGGCCCUCCCAACUCCCAGAACCCUACCAACGGCAAUGGCCUCUCCUCCCAGGUGAUGGGUCUGUUGAACCCAGGCGGGGUGCCCCACCAGCCCCAGAGUGACUACGCCCUCUCCCCCCUGACAGGAGGCCUGGAGCCCCCCGGGGGCAUGGGGGCCAGCUGCUCCCAGCGUCUGGAGCACCUCAAGGGUCUGGAGGGCCUGUCCAGUGUCCCCAACAUCCCCAGUCUCCCCUCGCUGCCCAACUCCCAGUCCUACUGCCAUUCCUCCUACAGCGCUCCUGCCUACAGCGUGGACCCUGUGGCCUCCUACCAGUAUGGGCAGUACCAUGGACAAAGUAAGGUGCCCUUCAUUAUCUGAGACCUGAGAUCACCUGAGGAUCUGCCCAUCUAAGAACUCCCCCCCCCCCCACCUCCACCUCUGGCCCAGCCCAGUCUCCACCUCCGGCCCAGCCCAGUCUCCACCUCCACCUCUGGCCCAACCCAGUCUCCACCUCUGGCCCAACCCAGUCUCCACCUCCACCUCCGGCCCAGCCCAGCCCAGUCUCCACCUCCACCUCCGGCACAACCCAGUCUCCACCUCCACCUCCGGCCCAACCCAGCCCAGUCUCCACAUCCAUCUCCAGCACAACCCAGUCUCCACCUCCACCUCCGGCCCAGCCCAGCCCAGUCUCCACCUCCACCUCCGGCCCAGCCCAGCCCAGUCUCCACCUCCACCUCCGGCACAACCCAGUCUCCACCUCCACCUCCGGCCCAGCCCAGCCCAGUCUCCACAUCCAUCUCCGGCACAACCCAGUCUCCACCUCCACCUCCGGCCCAGCCCAGCCAAGUCUCCACCUCCACCUCCGGCCCAGCCCAGCCCAGUCUCCACCUCUGGCCCAGUCCAGUCUCCACCUCUGGCCCAACCCAGUCUCCACCUCUACCUCCGGCACAACCCAGUCUCCACCUCCAGCCCAGUCUCCUCCUCCAGCCAAGCCCAGUCACCUCCUCCAGCCAAGCCCAGUCUCCUCCUCCGGCCAAGCCCAGUCUCCAACUCCGGCCCAGCCCAGUCUCCAACUCCGGCCCAGCCCAGUCUCCACCUCCACCUCCAGCCUAGUCUCGGUUGAGGGACGUGUGUACUAUACUGUAUAUGUUGAAACUGAGGGGGCUCUUCAAGUAAUCAGGACCAAAAGCUUCCUCCACCAUCCCUGGCUACUUAUUUCCUCACCCAUACACUUCCACUCAACAAUGAUCUGUUCCUUCAGGCUUGAUGAAAGUAAUGGAAGAGAGACUAAAGUUAAAGGACAUUGAUAGAGUAAUUUAAGGCCAAAACAAUGAAACACAAGAACUUAGAUUAAUGUCUGUUGAUGGCUGACAGAGAUGCCACUGGGUACAUUCCCUUGGCUGUGAUGUGGUCUACCCCACAUUGUGCGCCAACUAUGACCAGGAAAACCGUGGAAGACUAAUCCAAACCCACAGCACAGCCCAGGAGUGGAGGCCCGGUUGGGGUAAAACAUCCUUAAGUCGGGCCUGUGGAAGAGCACAACCAGACUGUAUAGUAACAGACUCACUAGUGGCUUUAGAGCUGUGAACCUGUUUACAUGUUUGUCGUAGGGCCAAAGGAAUACAGAUUCAUUCGAUUUAUCUCUGAAUGAAAGCUACUUGAGGGAAAAAAUAACAGACUUUUAUUUGACGUUGCAUUUAUUUGAUAUGUUUUGUUCCAGAAGAUUCCUUCCCACACAAAGAGUGAAAUGAACACAACAUUCCAGCCAUAGACUGAGGAACAAACAAACAAACAAACAAGGAAAUGUGUAGAAAAUAAACAUGUCAAUCAAAGAAAGAGGAAGCUUUGAGACAUCAUCAUAAACAGACCUGUAAUAUAUACUACAGCUGUUCCUUCCCUUCGUUAUGUUAAAUGCUCAGUGUUCUAAAACAUUCCAUUGAACUCUCGCUGUGUUCUGUUGAUAACUCUGAUCUCUUGUAGCUUUAGAAGUAUUCCUAGGGGUCAGGGGUGACUUCGGGGAAAGUCCCAGGUGAAGGAGGAGGAGAAAGGAGGGGGGAUUCAGGGAUUCUGAUGGGCGACAGGGCUGAUCCAUCAAGGGGUGCAGUCCCCCUCAUAGAGGCCUAUUAGGGCAUGAGACCCACGACCAAGAGUCACAUGAGAAACCAGGACCACCUCACCACAGACCAACCCAGCUGACCAGAAGUGCAAUAUCAUGUACCUCAGAGUCAACGAUGCCAUCAAACAUGAAACAAAAAGAUCUUGUGUCUUAAGAACUUUCUGUAAAACAUUUGAAUCAUGUUUGAAUCAUUGGUUAUUACAUGUGCCUACGUAGGCUUCGAGGUCCAAAACAAAGAAACAACAACAUCGUCAGUACGGCUAUGACAGCAAAGCCACAGGGAAAGGUGGGAUGCACAUUGUGAACCAUUGAAGUCAUUCCAAGCCCAUGUGGAGCAGAUUGAUUCAAGGACAAAAAAGAAGUCAACAAAAAAAAUGUAUGAAAAAAUUAUUUCAUAAUUUUUUUUGCUUGUGUCUUUUUGUUUCUCUUGUUGCACCGAAAGAUCAAUAGUGUGGUGUUUUACGUCAUUUCCUUAUUUAUUCUCUCUAAAGUAUCUAAACAAUUCUGCAACAUUAUUCUUAAACUUUCUGCAAUGUUUUAGUCAAAUUACUACAUCACAUACCUUAUAGGAACACUGUGUCCGUCUGUUCACUAAAUGGUAGCUGGAUGUCUCAACAGAUCAAAGGUUGCCACAAGCACUCAGCUCUCAAUUGUACAUUUGUCUGUAACAGAAAGAAAAGUGUUUUUUCUUUCCAAUGGUUUCUUUAAUUUUUAUAUAUUUUUUGUAUUAUUUGACACAAUGUUAUGGCGCAAUGUCUUGUGUACAAGCUCAGUAUUAUUACUAUUUAUAAUAAAAAAUGAAAAUACAA
Salvelinus fontinalis (brook trout) is the source of this 4476-nucleotide messenger RNA. RefSeq names its product paired box protein Pax-3-like. Gene Ontology annotation, molecular function: DNA-binding transcription factor activity, RNA polymerase II-specific; RNA polymerase II cis-regulatory region sequence-specific DNA binding. The record is from RefSeq and is a predicted model, not a curated record. Gene Ontology annotation, biological process: anatomical structure development; regulation of transcription by RNA polymerase II. NCBI's taxonomy places the organism in Eukaryota, Metazoa, Chordata, Actinopteri, Salmoniformes, Salmonidae. The coding region runs from base 445 to 1929 and encodes 494 amino acids. The transcript has 9 exons.